AUGGGGGAGGAGAUAAUAUAUGGAGAUGUGACAGAUCUUGCGGAGACGAUUGCACAUUUGGUGAUCCAUACAUCACUGAUAGAAAUGCCCAUGGCAGCUCCUAGUGGAACCACUACUUUUGAGGGUAUGGCUAAUACAAGGAAAAAUGCUACGAGGAAUGAGGAAGGCAAUGAUGAGAAAGAAGUUCUUCUCCAAGCUCGACCCCAAGCAUCUCCUCAAGCUCCAGUUGAUCUUUCGGAUAUGUCGAAUGCGGAGAUUGGGUUGGCUUUCCAAAUGUUUACACAAGCCAUGACGACUCAAGUCAGUAGGGAAAUGAUUGUUUCGUUGAACACUAAUGAGAAUUUCACGGCUUUAAGAGUGAGGGAUUUUAUGAGAAUGAAAUCUUCGGAGUUUUAUGGCUCCAAAGUGGUGGAGGAUCCUCAAGGGUUUAUAGAUGAGGUGUAUAAGGUGCUAUCUAUCAAGGGGGUGAAUUCGGUAGAGAAAGCGGAGUUAGUUGCUUACAAAUUGAAAGAUGUAGCACAAGUAUGGUAUAAGCAAUUGAAGGAUGGUAGACUGGUAGGAGCGGGACCAAUAGAGUGGGAAGUGUCCAAAUUAGCAUUUCUUGAUAGGUUCUUUCCCCGAGAGUUGAGGGAAUCUAAGGUGGAAGAGUUCAUAAACCUUAGGCAAGGUUGUAUGAGUGUUAGGGAGUAUGCCUUGAAUUUUACCCAAUUAUCCAAGUAUGCUCCAUUUAUGAUGGUGGAUUCGAGAGAUAUGAUGAGUAGUCAAAAUUCAAGGAAAAAGAAUAGGGAGGCAAAAAUGGAUAGGACCGUUGAUGUGAACUUCUCCAAUACUAAUUACGAUGAACAAAGUAGACCUAAGAAUUCCGGUCAAGAUUCUAAAAAAACCCCUAGGUUUGACCAAGAAAAAGGUAGUGGGUCUCCAUUACCUAAGCCUACUUGCACCAAGUCUGGGAGAAAUUACCAUGGUAAGUGCCUAGCCGGCAUGGAGGGGUUUUAUGGUUGUGGAAAGAAUGGGCACAAAAUGAGAGAUUGCCCGGUGCUUAAGGCUAAGUGA
Messenger RNA from Solanum stenotomum, 1053 nucleotides. RefSeq lists its product as uncharacterized. The transcript has 3 exons. Lineage: Eukaryota; Viridiplantae; Streptophyta; Magnoliopsida; Solanales; Solanaceae. The record is from RefSeq and is a predicted model, not a curated record. The coding region runs from base 1 to 1053 and encodes 350 amino acids. Gene Ontology annotation, molecular function: zinc ion binding; nucleic acid binding.